This is a messenger RNA of Clonostachys solani, 588 nucleotides long. The record is from the annotation of a GenBank genome assembly. NCBI's taxonomy places the organism in Eukaryota, Fungi, Ascomycota, Sordariomycetes, Hypocreales, Bionectriaceae.
AUGUUGUUCACUUCGUUCUACACAACUUCCUUGCUCUUUCUGGCCGCCCACUACUCGCUGGCGAGUCCUCUCACUACCAAAGAUGAGGCCCUUGAAGCCCUGAGUGGACAGGAGGAAGUUCUUAUUGCUGGAGAGCCAGAUCUUGCGUUAUCUGAGAAACGAGAUCUCGAAGAUGGGGAUCAGGUCGUUCAGCUUGUAGCUAGGCAGAGUAGCUUGGAUCAAUCUGAGGCUUUGCGUAUGCACAACGCCGUCCGGGCCAGAAGAGGCGUCCGGGCGCUUGUCUGGGACUCUACCCUCGAAGCAAGCGCUCUGGCAUGGGCCCAGGAGCUUGCUAGAGAUCGCAAAUCAUCGCGUCCUAUUUUGAAUCCUAUUACAGCUGGAACCGGACUCUGGCUGGCCGAAGAACAAUAUUAUAAUAACGAGCCUAUUCCUCAAGGAAAUUUUGGAGCCUACGGACAUUAUACACAAUGCGUGUGGAACACCACAACUAGAGUUGGAAUUGCCACUGCUACAUCGGGAAACAAUGAGUGGUACACGGUUGCUCGAUACUCUCCCUCUGGAAAUAUCUAUGGGCGUCGGCCUUACUAA